AUGCACACACAGCAAGUUCGUCAUUUGAUCUUCACAGAUCCAAUCACUCAAAGUACUAGCAAAAUAUCGCUCAAUGUGAGCCAUCAAAAUGGUUGUACUGUGUUCUCAGCUUUUGUAUUCCGACAAUUAUACGAGUACAAGUCCGAACCAAAAAGUGAUCCCGAGCUUGAUGUCUAUAAUAACUUUUUCAAUCCGGCCAUGACAGCUACAUGGCAAAUUCCAAAUGAAAUUUUGGUAAUUUCUGUUGGGAUUAAAAGUAUUCAAUUGUUUAGACAGAAUUUAACUUCAUAUCAAGAUUUGGAGAGACGAAUGCAAAGUAUUUUGGAAAAGCCUUUGAUUUGUGUGUUGAAGGAUCCAAUGACAAGUGGAGGAAUGAAUUCAACAUCUGUGCAACAACUUUUACCUGCAAUUAGUGGAUUGGGUUGUCAUGUGACUGCAUCUUCAUCAUGGAGCCCAACAUACAGUGCUGUGAAUGUGGCACUCAAUCAUCAACAAAAAGUAUUUGACGCGGGCCAAUACGAUGUAGAUACAGAUAAAUGUUGGGUUGCCGCUAAUGGAGAUAAUAACCCGUGGUUGAAAGUGAACUUUGGAGAGUUGGCAUUUGUUCAUAAAAUUGAAAUUCAAGGGCGAAAGAAGUACCAGCAUUGGGUGUCACAAUUUGAAUUGCAUGCUUCACAAGAUGGAGUGAAUUGGAUGGCUGUUCCUUACAAUCCUCAAUCCACGUUAUUUCCUGGGAAUACGGAUGAAUCAACCAUAGUUUCGCACACGCUACAAAGCCCCGUGUUGGCGCGUGUGUUGAAGAUUGUUCCCAAAACAUGGCAUACUGAAGCCAAUAUGAGAUGUGAAGUAUAUAUAACGUUCCCAGAAAAAGAGUAUUACCAUUCAACGAUUUAG
Messenger RNA from Naegleria lovaniensis, 894 nucleotides. RefSeq lists its product as uncharacterized. The transcript has a single exon. NCBI's taxonomy places the organism in Eukaryota, Heterolobosea, Eutetramitea, Acrasida, Naegleriidae. The record is from RefSeq and is a predicted model, not a curated record. The coding region runs from base 1 to 894 and encodes 297 amino acids.